AUGCCCUCCCGCGUCACUCCGCGGGCGCAGGACGCACGUCGGGGCGCGGCUCCUAGCUCGCGCGCGCGGCUCGGGCUCUGUCACUCGCGCCCUGUGGAGGACUGGGCGCGUCCAAGAGCUUGCCUGGCGGCGGCAGCGACGAUGCACGGGAACGCCCGCACUCCGGCCACCAGCGUGAGUGCCGACUGCUGCAUCCCGGCCGGCUUGCGCCUCGGCCCGGUGCCUGGCACCUUCAAGCUGGGCAAGUACCUGUCAGAUCGCAGGGAGCCCGGGCCCAAGAAAAAGGUACGCAUGGUGAGAGGGGAGCUGGUGGACGAGUCGGGGGGCUCCCCUCUGGAGUGGAUAGGGUUAAUCCGGGCAGCCAGGAAUCCCCAGGAACAGACUCUGGAAGCUAUAGCAGACUUACCCGGAGGACAGAUCUUCUACCGAGCAUUGCGAGAUGUCCAGCCAGGGGAAGAACUGACUGUGUGGUAUUCGAAUUCCUUGGCUCAGUGGUUUGACAUUCCCAUCACUGCAACUCCAACUCACGAUGAGAAAGGGGAGGAACGCUACAUUUGCUGGUACUGCUGGAGGACCUUUAGGUACCCCAAUAGUCUCAAAGCACACCUGCGAUUCCACUGCGUGCUCAGCGGCGGCGGGGGCCGCGCCUUCCUGCACCACGAGCACGCAGCUCGCCAAGGCGCCGCAGCCCCGGCCGAUGGCCUUGGCCUCUCCCCGAAACCCACUGCACCCGACUUCGCCGUGCCCGUCCAGGCGGGCACUCUGCGGCCUCAACCACAGGCCCCACAACUCCCCCAGACUUGUGGGGCGCGGGAAAGCAUCAAGCGCGAGGCCUCCUCCGGGCCCCCAGCCAUCUCGCCGCCCCUGGGCAAGUGGGGGCCGCUCAAGAAGGGCAAGGAGCAACAGCCCGACCGCUCCGUGGACAUGAGCGGGGCAGCCCGGGCGCACCACGGCCACUUCCUGGGCAUCGUGGGGGGCUCCCCAGCGGGGAGCGGCGGCCUGGCUUUCUACCCCGGCGCGCGCUCAGCUUUCAAGCCCGCUGGUUUGGCGCGGGCGGCCGCUCACGGCGACCCCUACCGGGAGGAGGGUGGCGGCAAAGCCGGGGCGGGUCUAGCCUUGGGCCGGCUGCUGGGCGGAGGUCGGGCUGGCGGGCGCCCGGGGAGUGGGGAGAACCCGGCAGCCGGAGGCGCGGGCCACCAUCACCACCACCACCACCACGCGCAUCACCACCACCCCAAGUGCCUGAUCGCGGGGGACCCACCGCCGCCGCCCCCUCCGCCCGGCCUGCCUUGCUCCGGGACCCUACGCGGCUUCCCCCUGCUCCCUGGCCACCCAGAAGAGGGGUCCGCCUUCAAGCACGUGGAGCGCGCCCCGCCGGCGGCCACCGCGCUGCCGGGGGCGCGCUACGCCCCGCUGCCGCCCGCACCCGGGCUCCCGCUAGAGCGCUGCGCUCUGCCGCCCCUCGACGCGGGCGGCCUCAAGGCCUAUCCCGGGGGCGAGUGCGGCCACCUGCCCGCCGCCGUCAUGCCCGCCUUCACCGUCUACAACGGGGAGCUGCUCUACGGCUCCCCGGCCGCCACCGCGUAUUACCCGCUCAAACUGCACUUCGGAGGACUGCUCAAGUACCCCGAGUCCCUCUCCUAUCUGAGCGGGCCCGCGGCGGCGGCGGCGGCGGCGGCGGCGGCAGCGGCGGCGGCGGCCCUGAGCCCGGCGGAGCUGGGCUCGCUCGCCAGCAUCGACCGGGAGAUCGCCAUGCACACGCAGCAACUGUCCGAGAUGGCGGCCGGCAAGGGCCGCGGCCGUCUGGAUUCCGCCACCUUGCCCCCGGCCGUGGUGGCGGCGGGUGGCGUUGGGGGUGGCGGAGGCGGCGGGGGCAGCGGGGCAGGCAAGGCCAAGACCGGCCACCUGUGCCUCUACUGCGGCAAGUUGUACUCGCGCAAGUACGGGCUCAAGAUUCACAUGCGGACUCACACGGGCUACAAGCCGCUCAAGUGCAAAGUGUGCCUCCGGCCCUUUGGCGACCCCAGCAAUCUCAACAAGCACAUCCGGCUGCACGCCGAGGGCAACACGCCCUACCGCUGCGAGUUCUGCGGCAAGGUGCUGGUCCGCCGCCGGGACCUGGAGCGCCACGUCAAGUCCCGCCACCCGGGCCAGAGCCUGCUCGCCAAGGCGGGGGACGGCCAGGGGGCCGAGCCCGGCUAUCCGCUGGAGCCCGGGGAUCCCAAAAGCGACGACAGCGACGUGGACGUCUGCUUUACCGACGACCAGAGUGACCCCGAGGCUGGGGGCCGGGCCGGGCCCGACUCCUAA
Molecule: messenger RNA, 2310 nt
Organism: Perognathus longimembris pacificus (Pacific pocket mouse)
Lineage: Eukaryota; Metazoa; Chordata; Mammalia; Rodentia; Heteromyidae
Gene: Prdm13
Product: PR/SET domain 13
Cellular component (GO): nucleus
Molecular function (GO): protein binding
Source: RefSeq, a predicted model, not a curated record